CCAUCAUAAAAAGAGAUUAUAGUUAGGUAAAAUAUUUAGCUGUUAUUUUUAAUCAAUUAUCAAAAAACGAGAUAAAGCUGUAGAGUAAUUACUAAUAUACAAUUAGCAAUGUAAUAGUAAAACUAUAAAAACAAUCAACAAAAUAAAAAAGCUUCACCUUAUUCGAAUAAAAAGAAUGGGUAAAAAGUGCAUUAAUUGUAAAAUCCAAAUUCUUAUGAUGACCAGCUAUCUUCAAUACUUUUCAGCGAAUCAUAAUACUCAAACAAAAAGCCAUCUAAAAACAAAGUGUAUCAUACACCUGAAAAAAAAUACGAUCAUUCUACUUAAAAAAAAGUACCUCCCUAAUAAUAUUAGAUAUUUUAAACUUAGAAUAAUCAAAUAUUUGGAUUCAAUUAGCAUCCUCUUUUGUAAGAUAGAGGAUAGCCUAUAGGUGAAUACAAAUGGCAUUUACCUUAAAGGUAAUAGCUCCCUUUAUAAAACUAGGAAACAAAUAAAAAAUAUUUUAACUAAAAUUCAUUUCAGCAGGAACAAAAUAGCAAUUUAGGUGCGGAAGAAUAGCAUUCUUAUAUUCCAUCUGAUAAUUCAAGCAAUAUCUUUGAUUCUAUGAAAAGCUUUUCUCAUUCAUUUAAUCAUGGAAAUACUUUUAAUUAAUAAUCUAGUCCUUUAAAAAAUGAAUAACAUUUUACUUAGUAUAAUAAUUUUUCAACAAGCUAGUAAAACUAAAUAUCCUAAGAAGCUUAAUACUAAAGCUUUAAUAAAGGAUUUACUCAAAGCUCUUCUGAAGGCCAGCUAGAUAGUACUGAUUAAAUUAUAAAAAAUAUGAGAGCAGAUUUGCUUAAAGUUGAUUUUGAUAAGAAUAAAGUGAUACCAAACUCAAAUGUUUAGGUUAUAUGUGAAGAUGAACCUCCUUAAAAUUUUAUAUCUUUCUCAUAAAAUGAUUAUAAUCAUAAUUUAUUUAACAAUAACAAGUAGAAUGAUCAGGGCUAUUUAUAUCACUCUUCUCAUGUUUCUCCUGUUGACUAUGAGCCUUCUCUAGUUUAAGAUCCUAGCAAAAGAGAGUCUUUUAACGAUAUUAGCAAUUUGUAGAUUUAAAUAAAUCACAAACAUAAUCAACUUAAAAUGGAUGAUUAGAGCAAAAUUCAAGAAAAUAAUACUUAGAGAUUUGUUAAAUAAAAUUAAAAUAAUUCAGACAACUAUUCUGAGAACUUGUUUUCUAGUCAACAAAAACCAAAAAAGUAAGGAUACGAUCCAAUAUAUAUGGAUAUUAUACAAAACAUAGAAGCUAGCAAAUAAUAUUUAAGUUGCACUCAGAAAUGUUUGAGCUAAUAAAAGGAUUAAAAGAAAUAAAUGCAUAUUUAUGAAAGCAUUUUAGAUGAAAAUAAAAAUAAAAAGGCUCAAAAGUAAAUAAAUGCUUCUUAAAAAUCUACUUCUUUAUAACCUAAAUAAAGCUCAGCUAAAAAAUAAUCUUCCUAUUAUUCAACAUAAGUAUUAGAUUCUAUACAAAAAAAGAGAUCAGUGCUUUUGUAAAAUAGUAAUGUAAAAUAUGGAAAAAGCCAAUCUCCAAAAUUAGUUCAUAAUCAAAGUUUAGACUUUUUAAAUCAAUCUCCGACUUCAAUAAAAAAAAAUAAUUCAAUCGAAUCUAAGCUGUCGCUUUUAAAAGACCUUACCUAAAGGCAUAUAUAGAAUUUACCUUUAACUUCUCAUUUAAGUUCUCUAAAAAAGUAAAGCUAGUCUCCAAACCAAAAAAACUCAAGGUCAGGAUUUGAGGUUUGCACAUUCUUGAAAGACCCUUCAGGAAAAUCACUCAUUAGACCUGACUCUAUGGAGAAAGCUAUAUAAGAAAGCCAUAAUAAACCAAUUGUAGGAUCAGGAGAUUUUAAGUAAAGAUAUGAAUAGGAAUUAAAUUAAGCUAAAUAAAAAUUGUUAAAUGAAGAGAAACUAUCUGUUCAAUUAGAUAGCUAGAUACUACAGUUCAAUGAUGAUUAAAAAAAUAUUAGAUAGCUUAUUUUGCAGACAGAUUCAAAAGUAAACAAGCUAGAAAUUAGAAAUAAAAAGCUUAAAUAGAAAUGGGUCGAAUAAGGAUUAAAUUAGGAAUUAAUAAAUGACUAAGACACUAAGCUAUAAAGAUUAAGAGAUCAAGAAUAAAAGAACGAUUUUAUUAUUUCUGAGUUAUAAAGAUAUAAUGGAGACAUGAAAACUCAAUUAGAGUAAUUAUUAAAAUAAAUAGAAAUUGAAAAGUCAAUUAAAACUUAAAUACAAAGUAACAUAAAGCAGAAUUAAAAUACUUUCUUAUAAGAUGAAUCUCAAUUAAGCUAAAUAAAAAUGCUUGAAAAUACUAAUAGUCUAAAUAAUACACUUAGUUUGCCUUCUUCUCCUUUUACUAUUAUUGGAGGAUCCUUUUCUGUUAAAAAUCAACUUCUAUAAAACAAAAAUGUAAAUAUACAGUUUAAUUAAUGUCCUAAAUCAGAUGAUUCUCUAAACAAUAUUGUUGGCAACUCUUUUGACUAAUAAGAUUAAAUGAUAUCUCAUCUAAUAUAAAAAUAUAGUCCUUCACCUAAAAAAUAAUAAACAACCCCAUCUUAGUCCAACUAAACUGUGAAUACUUGCAGUAGUUACCAAUCUGAAAAUAAGUACAAACCAUAAAAUACAACUUAAAUUAAAAACAUUCUUUAAUCAAGAGGUCUCCAUGAUAUAAUGGAAGAACCUUCAGAUGAUUCUAAAAAUUCUUUUCUUCCUCUUGUUAAUUACUAAAAAUGA
Molecule: messenger RNA, 2757 nt
Organism: Tetrahymena thermophila SB210
Lineage: Eukaryota; Ciliophora; Oligohymenophorea; Hymenostomatida; Tetrahymenidae
Product: TrmH family RNA methyltransferase
Exons: 3
Source: RefSeq, a predicted model, not a curated record